Amborella trichopoda is the source of this 1113-nucleotide messenger RNA. NCBI's taxonomy places the organism in Eukaryota, Viridiplantae, Streptophyta, Magnoliopsida, Amborellales, Amborellaceae. The record is from RefSeq and is a predicted model, not a curated record.
AUGAAGAUUUCUGAUGCACAAAGUAUUUUUAGGACAAGGGAAUGGGAUACUGAUGCUGGACUAGGAGGUCUAAAAUCCAGUGCUUUGGGUUUUCAGUUGCUCAGACUAAAUGGAUACCAGGUUUCUACAGAUGUUUUCAAGGUAUAUCUGAAUGAAGAAGAUGAGGGUGGACAAUUAUUUGGUCUCUCUACUGAAACGUAUGAAGGCUUUCUCACAACCUUGGAUCUCUACAAAUGUUCUCAACUUGCCUUUCCAUGGGAAUCCGACUUAAUGGACCUGCUUGCAACAUUCACAGAGGCUCGACUGCAACAAGCACUUCUACAGAAUGGGCCUUUAGGCAUGUGCCAAAGUCUACUUGACUCUCCCGAGUUUCUCCCCUUGGGCAAUAACCGAAUUGAGUUUGCUUUAACCCACCCAAGGAAAUGGUUGCUGCCGAUGCUGAGACUCGAGUCCAGAAGCCUUGUUCGCCAUCUUUGGCCUGCACACAAAGCCAUUGAAAUAUACAUGGAGUUGGCUAUGCUUGAAAUGAAUAUUCUGCAAAAACUUUACUUAAAGGAGAUUAAACACCUAAACAGGUGGUGGGUGGACUCUGGGUUCAAUAAGUUUGAGUUUGCUCGUAACUGGGUUGUGAAGACUCACUUCACAAUUGUCGCCGGUCUCUGUGGACCCGAAUUCGCAGAAGCAUGUGCAGCAUUCACCAAGAUGGCGUGCAUCUCCGCAAUGCAUGAUGGUAUCUUCGACCUCCCUACCUCCAAGCUUGAGGAUCUCCACCUCUAUUUCCAUGCUGUUGAGAGAUUUAGUAACUCUGUCAAUGAAAUUGAAACAUACUGUAAUUUAAAAGCCAACAAGAGCAAGGAGUUUUUUCAAUCCUUACAUUCAGUGAACUUGAUAUCCUCACAUGUGAAAGAUGCAGAAUGGAGGCAAUCGGUUUACAUCCCAACUUUUGAUGAGUACACAAAGGUGGGAGCCAUUACAGUUUCGGCUGAAGCAGGCAUCAUGGGCACCAUAUUCUUCAUAGGGGAGCAAGUAUCCGAUGAAGCUCUCAAAUUUAUAGGCCCUCACUCAAGGCUGCUCUAUCUAUCUGGUAGGCUUAGUUUGCCGGCUCCUCAAUGA